AUGGGUGAUACGAAUGGACAAGUUGUAGCUGGUGGCGAUGGCCUAGGAAAUCGAUUGAAUCAAUUGAAUCAGCCAACCGAUGUAUUGAUCGACAAAGAGACGGAUAGUCUCAUUAUUUGUGAAUUGGGGAAUCGACGAGUCGUACGAUGGUCUCGUCGUAGUGGUGCAGCACAAGGAGAAAUUCUCAUCCACAACAUCCGUUGUUUGGGAUUGGCCAUGGAUGAUCAGAGAUAUCUCUACAUAUCUCACACAGACAAAAAUGAAGUAAGACGAUAUCAAAUAGGAGACAAGAAUGGAACUCUAGUAGCUGGUGGCAAUGGUAAAGGUGCUGGUCUCAAUCAACUCAACUAUCCGACCUACAUCUUUGUCGAUCAACAACAGACUGUCUACGUGUCAGACAGGGACAAUCAUCGUGUAAUGAAAUGGAAUAAAGGUGCAAAAGAAGGAAUUGUCGUCGCUGGAGGUCAAGGCCAAGGGAAUGCUCUGACACAAUUGUCGUAUCCUAAUGGACUGCUCGUCGAUACAUUGGGUGAAUUUAUUACAACAGAAAAGAAUGAAACAAGAUAUAUUCUUCUUUUGAAUAAAAAUUUAUUUAUAUCGACAUAUCUAUUCUAUACACAUCAAGAUCAACAAUUUGUUAUUCAUGUACAAGUAUGUAUUAAUCAAUAA
Molecule: messenger RNA, 669 nt
Organism: Rotaria sordida
Lineage: Eukaryota; Metazoa; Rotifera; Eurotatoria; Philodinida; Philodinidae
Source: the annotation of a GenBank genome assembly